AUGACGGCUAAAGAAGAUUUAGUCGAACCCAAUACAAAUGGAGAUGGCCGACCAGUUAUAACACCAACAACGGUCAAUUUAACCGAACAACAACAACAACAGACGCCACCACCUGAUUAUGAAACUUCAAUCAAACAAGAGAAUGAGAUCGAAGAAGUUGAGGACGACAAUGAAACUGUUGUUUUUGAUGACAAUGGUGAACCGAAAUUUCCCACUGAUGACUUAAUGAAACUUGAAGAACAACUCAACCGAGUGCGAUGGAUUGUUCCUGUUCUAGCUGAUGGCGAAUUGAUAAAAUGCUUACGAGCUGCUGUUCGUCUUGCUCGCGAAAAACUUGAUACAAAAAGCGAAGCAUGUCAACGAUUUAUUCGUGAUAGUCUUGUUAUUUCAUUUACGAAAAUCUUUUGUGAUGAUGCUGUUCAAUCAUGGAAAUAUGAAAUAUACCGUGCUAUUUAUAAAAAUGCCAUGGUUUGUGUUCGAUUAUGUGUAUUGAAGUUAGACGAUGAUUGUUUACCCUUAUUGGAAAUUCUUAGUUUUAUUAUGAAUCCGCAAGGACGUUAUCAUCAAGUAAAUUACAAUCGAGGGUGCUUGUAUCAACUGCAAAAUACUACCGAACCUUUCUCACCAUCAUUAGAAUAUCGUGGUGCCCAACGAGGUUGGUUAGUUGAUUUGAUAAAUAAAUUCGGUGAUCUUGGCGGUUUUGACAAACUUCUUGCUCGUUUUACUUCGUCUGAAACCAAAUUGACAAUCUCCCUCGUCGUUGCAUUACUCAAACCAUGGGGUCUUUGUUAUGAUUAUUUAACACAAUCAACAAUAAAAAAAUACUUCGAACCAAUCAUUGAAUUUGUUUCACAAUAUCUUGAUCAAUUAUCAGAAAAUGAUCUUAAAAUGGAGACGAAAAGUGAAUCAAAGAGUGAUACGUUAUCAGCAGUCAUCAAAUGGCUUCGUCAUCUUGCAUCACGUAUACCUGAAAACGAUAAAGCAUGUCGAAAAUUAGACGUACUUCGUCUCAAAAUAAUCUUACGGCUUUUACAAACCAAUUCUUUCAGCGGGAAAAUGAAUGCACUUAAUGAAGUGAACAAACUCCUUCCAAAUCUUAGUUCCACUUACCGUACAACAUUCAAUCGGCCAGAUGAUAUGGAUAGUUUAACAUCCGACAAAUUCAUUAAAUGGCUUCAGGAGAACGCUAUUCUUGAUAUUGUCCUACGCGACUGUUUGCAUCAACCUCAAUAUGUUGAAAAAUUAGAAAAACUUCUUCGAUUUAUUAUUAAAGAACAAGCAUUAAGCCGCAAUGAUUUAGCGAAAAUCUGGAAUGCUUCGUGUGGGAAACAUGAAGCGAUCGAAAAGAAUGUUCACGAUUUGUUAGCGAAGUUAGCGUGGGACUUUACCCCGGAACAAUUGGAACAAUUAUUUGAUUGCUUUCGAGAAAGUUGGACGAAAGCGAGUAAGAAACAACGUGAAAAACUACUCGAACUUAUCCGAAGAUUAGCUGAAGAUGAUAAAGAAGGUCUCAUGGCCAAUAAAGUUUUGGAAUUAUUAUGGAAUAUUUCUCAUGAUGAACAUCUACCAACUGAAAUUAUCGAACAAGCUUUAGCAGCACAUUUGAAAAUUCUCGAUUAUAGUUACGUAUCGGAAAAAGAUAAAACAAAAAUUGCUUGGAUUGAUCGAAUCUUGGAUGAAAUCAAACAAGGUCAACAUGUCCUAUUUUCCAUUAAACACAUCCGAGAAAUCUGUUCCCAAUUUCAUGACAGCACAUAUCCACAUAGCAGUUCUCGCAUGGGCACUCCUUUCAAUCGACUGACGAUAAUCGAUACGCUAGAAAAGAACCACAAAUUAAGUAGUGUCAUCACUAAAGAUCUUUGUCAUUAUAUGGAUAACGUACGACGACAUCAAGAUGAAAACAAGAUUUUACCACCAGAAGAUUUCUAUCCAGAUGGGCGUUUCAAUCACAAUUAUCAAAUUCAUGAACGUUUAACUUUUCUCAAGUUUAUUUUGAAAGAUGGCCGUCAAUAUUUAGGAGCCGAGAACAUGAAACAGAUAUGGCUGUGUCUUGCCGAACGUCCUAUUUACUCUCAAGAUCGUGAACAGUGUUUUCGUUGGUUUGCUGAUAUUAUUGAUGAUGUUGGAUUUGAAUCGAGAUCAGGAAAAGAAUUCUUUCAAAAUCAAUUUAUGAAAUUAGAUCCUCAUCAUCUAACUGAUCUUGGAAUGAAUUGUUUCGAUCGAUUUUUCAAAUCUGUCAAUGCUCAAUCGAAUAAAUUUCAACAAAAACGCCGUUCCGUUCGACUGAUCAGUGACGAAGAUCUUAUCGGUGGUGAAUAUCUCUGGAAAGUAAUCCUUAAUGGUUCUGAUGAAGUUGCUAAUCGUGGUAUUCAAUUAAUUAAAGAAAUUUAUACAAAUAUAAGUCCGCAAUUAAAAACUGAAGUUAAACGCAUUCAUCAGACAUUUAUGGGAGAAUGCUUUUCUCGACUGAAACAUGUUUACGGACAAAUUAAAAGCAAGUCAACACCACAGGGGAUUGUUGCUUUAAUUCGUUUAUUGACUGUGCUGAGAGAAUAUUUAGCUGAAUGUGAUUAUUCCUAUCAUAAGGAUCGAAAUGUUUUACCGAUGGCGAGAGCGUACCGUGGUCGACCAGUCAUAAUGUCUAUUCGUUUUCCGACGACUCAGAAUCGACAAGGCGAAGAUUUCGAUUAUCAAUGUCAUUCGAAUGAUACCUGGGGACAAAUACGACGAAUGAUUUGCAAUCGAUACAAGACAUCCUGCAAUGUUCUAGAACUACUUCGAAAUAACGAUUUAAUCUACCCAGUCGAUGAUAACAAAACAUUAGGCCAAACUGAUGGACGAGAUCGAAUAACAAUAUCAGUUCGAUGGGUCCAACACUCAUCCCAUGCCGGUUCGAGUGGUGACAGCAGUUCAUCUGAAUCGGAAAUAAAUAACAGUGUGUCGAUGUCGAUGUCUCAUCAAAACCGAAUACCCGAUGGAAUUGAUAUCAGUGCUGAAAAUGUCUUACCAUCCGUAUUAUUCUCCCAAAAACAUGAGUAUUAUCAAUUUUUAAUUGAAAUAUCGGAUUUGGGAUGCAAAGAACAGAAUACACGUCUUCGUGAUACGGCUCGUCAUAUUCUCGAUCUAGUGCCUGUUGAUCCCGAAGCUAAAAUAACUUUUACGAAUUGCUUUCAGAAUAUGAAACCUAAUUCGGAAGAAAGUGCAAAUCGUAUUAGGAAAUUCUAUUUCCAUUCAUCACCGACCCAAAUAUUAUACAAUCUGAAAACAACAUUGAUUCGACUUGCUCCGGCAUCCUUCACUUCGGCAGAUAUGAACGAAAUCGAAGUUUUGCAUGUCUUCUUUCUUCAUACGGGUGGUCUAACAUGUCUAUUAUACAUUUUAACACAGAAGCAAUUUACCGAUCAAUGUGAUACAGCAACAAGAAAGUCGAUCUAUUUAUUCACACUGUCGAUCCUCAAACGUCUUCUCAUUAUUCUUGGUUACUACCAAGUCAAAACAGCGAACUCACCUGUUUAUCAAAUGUCAUUAGAACACAUUCUGAAUGUGAUGCCUGUCACAACGAUUUAUAAUGAACAACAAAUGUCAAUAUCGUUGGAGUUUCGUAUUGCGAGUUUGCUACUUCAACAUGCCACGAAUUAUCCCAUUCCAAAAAAGUCAUUCUUACAAUAUGAAGACAUUUUGGAACUGAUUCGAUUGAUCUGGUGUUUAGCGUCGAAUAAUAAACAGAGUUCGUUUGAAGACUGUCUGAAAAGUGAUUUCGAUUUUAUUCACCAAGCUUUUAAACAAGAUAAUUUUGAUCCAAACGAACAAUUUGAGUUCAAUGAUUUUUCUGAAGAAGACGAAGAGAGUCAACAAGCAUGUCGAGAAGGUUUAGAACUGCUCUGUAUGUCCAUUGCAUUAGUACCAUCAUGUGUGGAACGUUUAAUCCAAGAAAAUUUCUUCGAAUAUUUUCUCAUCGAUCUCGUUCUCUAUUGUCAUUACCCAGCAAUACGUCACACAGCAUCGGAUCAAAUCUUUCUCCUCACUACUCACUGCGCCCAAGGUCAGCACGAAAAUUUAGUUAAAUAUCUUAUUGAUAAACAAUUUCAAAUCUUCAAUACUCAUCCUGAUUCGAUGAAAACGUAUUCAUCCUACUCAUUGGAUUUCUUUCAAUUGUUAUGCCGUUUAUUAUCAUUUGCCUAUCUCAAUCAUAUAACACCAUCGAAUAUUAAACAACAGUUGCAUGAUGAAAUGACUUGGUUAACAACGCUUCAAUUGCCUGUUGAUGACCAUUUACUUCGUGGUCAUUUGAAUCUAGCGAAAGAAUUAUUACAAUUUCAAACCAGUGAACUGAAGCGGUUCUAUGGCAUUGAACAAUCGUUAAUUCAGCGAUUAAUCGAACAAUUUCUGUUUCCGCCAUCGACAUUGCUCAGCCAAGUUCGUUCAUUGAAACAAAAGCAACUGACAAAUAUGACUGCGGACACUGAAUAUAAUGAACUCAUAGAACCACCGGUUCCCAUUUGUCAAUCACCUAUGACUACAUCAGCAGCAUUUGAUUUGUUGGUUAUCUUAGGAACUGAUUGUAUUGAUAAUUUGAAACUGAUCGAUAAAUAUCUUACAGAUCUCUUCUACUCAGCACCUGAUUCAGCCUUAACUGAAUGGGAUUUUUCAUUACCAAUCGGAUCACGUCCCAAUCAAGGAUUUGUUGGAUUGAAAAAUGCUUGUGCUACCUGUUAUAUGAACUCUGUUCUUCAGCAGUUAUUUAUGAUUAAACCCAUCCGAACAGCUUUGUUAGCAGUGAAAAUUCCACCUGAAUAUGGUGAGGAUGAAUUCGAUGAAGAUGACGUACGUCGAGAAACGUCGAGUGGAAACACCGACUCGAAGUCGUCUGCAAAAGACAAGUCAGCUACUGUGUCGCCAGCAAAAAAUGAUCCAAAUGAAUACCACAUACAAAUAUUACGACAAAUCCAGCGAAUCUUUGGACAUUGCCUCGAUUCCAAACUACAAUAUUACGUUCCUCGAGGUUUUUGGAAACUAUUCAAAUUUGCAGGCGAAGCGGUCAAUGUACGUGAACAACAAGAUGCCGUGGAAUUCUUAAACACUGUCAUUGAUAAUAUUGAUGAAGCAUUAAAAGUCUUGAAAUUACCACAAAUAUGUUCACGAGUUUUACGUGGCACAUUUGCGGAUCAAAAGAUCUGUAAAGAUUGCCCGCAUCGUUACACACGUGACGAAGAUUUCACAUUGUUAAGUGUUGAUAUUCGUCAUAGUCAAAAUCUGAAAGAAUCCCUCGAACAGUAUGUCAUCGGAGAAUUGUUAGACGGUCCGAAUGCAUACUUUUGUGAAAAAUGUAACAAAACGAUUGAUACGGUCAAACGAACUUGUUUUAAACGCUUACCACCUAUGUUGGCUAUACAAUUGAAACGAUUCGAUUAUGAUUGGGAACGUGAAACACCUAUUAAAUUUAAUGAUUACUUCGAAUUUCCAAGGGAAUUAGAUAUGGAACCCUACACAGUGCAAGGUCUUGCAAGAGCAGAAGGCACAUCGAUAAUCGAUGAAAAUGAUACGGACAAUCAGAAUACCAAUGAUGAUGGUACCCGUUAUAAACUUGUAGGUAUUAUUGUUCACAUGGGACAAGCGAAUGGUGGUCAUUACUAUUCCUUCAUUCAACAUAACGAUGAAUCGGAUGAUUCGAAUUAUUCUCAAUGGUAUAAAUUUGACGAUACGGAUGUUAGCGAAUGUAAAAUGAAUGAUGACGAAGAACUUCGAUCCCAGUGUUUCGGUGGCGAUCAUAGCACAUCGCCAUUUGAUCAACCAGUUAUAAAACGACAACGUCGCUGCUGGAACGCGUACAUUCUAUUCUAUGAAAAAUUGCCAACAAAUAGUGUUGAUCCAAUCAAAGUUCUCGAGAAAGACUUGAGCCAACUUGAAUUAUACGACAAAACUCAACGCAUGCCAUUAUCUGUUCAACGAAGUGUUCGAAAGCAAAAUAUUAAGUUUCUUCAUAAUCGAAUCCUCUUCAGUCCGGAAUAUUUCUUGUUCAUCAGAAGACUUGUACAUAGCAAUGUACAACAGCUAGUACUUCUUAUCCAACAGCAACAGCAACAACAGGAAGAGAAGGAUUCCUUGACAAAUGCCAUUGAAGAAUUAGCACUAAUAGCGAUUCAAAUAACCGCAAAAUUCCUUUUCACCAUCGGAUGGCAUACGAAGAAGUCACUUCGUGGCGCAGCUAGCGAAUGGACCGAAUUAGUCACCCACUGUUUACGUUACUCCCGUCGUGCUCGACAAUACUUUGUUGAAGAAGUUUUAUUUAAACAUCCGAAUCGUUUCCACGAAUACCUUAUCGACUGUAUGUCAGCAGACAUUCGUAACGUAUUUGGUCGAAUAUUGGUCACACUGGCGACUCACUCUCGACAAGAUGAACAACAUAAUGUUGAGAAUGCCACAGAUGACAUGACUGUUGAAGAAAAGAUUUUGAAUUCUGUUAUACGUUUAAUGAAAAAAGAUGGACCAGAUAACUUGAAAAUGUCUGCACAAUAUUUUCAAUUUUUUAUCAAUUAUUCUUCUCAAGGCCGCUAUGAAUGUGAACAAUUAAUUCGUCUGAACGUUCCAUUGAUGUUGGCUAAAAUGAUUGCUGACGAUUUAUCAUCAACGUCAAUACAUCGCUACGGUGAACCGUCAAAAUUGUCCAUUAUCCUAUCCACAUUAAUCCGGUGUUUUGAUGUUUCAAGCUUAUGUAAAUCGAGUCAUCCCGAUGAAAAAGUUUUACCUAAUCCGUAUCGAACCUAUGACAGCGGUCCGAUUUGCCCGAUUCCUAAUGGACUAAUCGAGUUAUUAUACAAACGCGAUCAUUUGUUAAAGAAACUUAUCGAAGAUGCCGGUACAUGCGAAGAAUUGACACGUUUUCUUCGCUUUGUUAUCUGGGAAAAUCCGGACGUCACAGCAGUGGCACUACGCGAUAUUUUGACAUUACCAUCAAUGUACUACUCCGGCGAUCUACGCACUCAUCUUGAGAUUCUAUCUAUGGUGCUGUUGAUGGAAGAUUCUUGGCAAGAAGCUCGUCUCCUAUAUGCAUUGAAAGGUAUUCCAAUAAACAAUGAAAUGAGUCCGACGAUCGACGAACCUUCUUCACCGACAACAACUUUGAAUAAUAAUAACUGCUAUAGUAAUGAUGUUGUUCAAUCGUUGUUUGAUUUAUACUCGAAAUCGAAAUCAAGUAAUGAAAAACGAGCCUAUCAAUUCAUGAAAACUUUAUUACAAAUUUUUACAAAUUGUCCCAAAGCAUAUCAACUCCUUCAAACGGAUCAAGAGUUGAAAGACAGUUGGAUACAAGCUGUUCGCUGGUUACAUGAUCAACUCGAACGACCAAAUUACAUUCCAUCAUUCUAUUCCUCUCAAGGACAAGUGACUAGUAACGAUUUAUCACAAGGAUGUUUUCUUGAACGAACACAAAGCGCAAAAUCAGUAUUGGCUAAAGCCGGUGAAUUAUGUUCGGAUAAAGAAAAUGACGACGAUGAUGAAGACGACAAUUCCAACGAUAUCGUUGAAAUGGAUGCGGAGACAAACAUUCAACAUAUACUGCCUACUUAUCAUAAAUAA
Adineta ricciae is the source of this 7575-nucleotide messenger RNA. Lineage: Eukaryota; Metazoa; Rotifera; Eurotatoria; Adinetida; Adinetidae. The record is from the annotation of a GenBank genome assembly.